CGCCUGCGCUGAGGCCGUCAACGGCGGCCGUGUCGGUGGCGCCGAGGCGGAUCCGCGGCUGGCGGCGGCGGGUCAGGCCAUCGGCCUGGGCGGCUCCUUCGUCGGAGGGAAGAUCGUGGGGGCGCUCCUGAGAUCCCACCCGGACGCGCGGCAACGAAGGCUACGUUGCUGCGGCGGCCGGGCAACCUCCUUCCACGGCAUGACGAUGGCGGCAGCCGCAGUCCGGAGUUGCCCUUUGAUUGUCUCAAUGACAGUGGGGUUAGCACAAAAUUGGGGAAUGUUUUGCUUGGGGUAAAAGUGAAAUUUACUAUUUUUUUAACAUAAAAACAUGUCUAACAAUCCUAGUUGUUGUUUCAGUUAUUCAAGAUACAAUGGAAGAUUGCAGAGGCCACGGAUGAAGAGAACCCGUCCAGCAGAGUUUGCAAAUUGAUUAAACCUGCAAACAGUGGAAUGAAUUUUCCACUUGUCUCUUUCAAAAGAGAGGAUUCAUACAAUCAUCAUAGGUUUAAAAUAAUGUACUACUUGAAUCACAAAAACCUGCUGCAUAUGCUCGCAGCUGAUUAUUGCAAGACCCAAGCAGGUUUGUGUGAUACAUUCGUUGAGCCAACCCAAGGAACACUAAUAUCAAUCUGUGACAUCUCCGCAUGUGUGGAUGACCUCGGUCAUAUACCAUCUUGGAGGUUUCAGUCUAUUGUAAGGCAAAUGUUUAAUGCAAUUGAGUUUCUAAGAGAGCAUUCCCUGUACCAUGGCGAUUUAAGUUGGACAAACUCACUGUUCGCAUACCCAUAUAUAGUUAAGUUGGCAGGAUUUAUGAGGCUAGCAAUGACCAUUGAGCAGGCUCACUUUUAUGACCGUAAAUGCCUUGCAACCAUGCUUAGGCACCAGUUAAAUAUUGCCAUUCAGAAUGUCCGACAGGGCUCAAACAUUUUCUAUGCACACCUAAAGGGACUGAUCAGGGAGCUAGAAAGAGACGAUCUGGCACUACGGGAUAAUACAGUGAAUAUCAUUGAAAACACUUUCUUUUGGGAUGAAGGAACGAGGAAAUCUUUGUAUACGACAGUCGUUUCCUUGAGAAUUAAAGAUGAGAGGUUUCAAUUUAUGAUUUAUCAUCAUGAUGUUUGCGCCAUGCCUUGGAGCAAGAGUAGCAAUCUUGACUACUGGAUUUUACUGGACACCAUGAAUAACUAUCGCAAGAACCACGAUAUGAAACUAUAUAACUUCAGGUGCCCAAUAGAUUUUCUUCGAUGUGUGUGUGGCGCUUAUACCCACAAGCAUGAACUCAAGUUCAAUGUUGAUAAGCUCAUCCGUGAAGUGCAUCCGGCCUUAUCUAUUGUGAUGAAGAGAUUAGUGAAAACAUUUGAUAGUUCGGGUUUUGUGUGCAAUGAUAAAAGCUGCAGUACAUGCAAAGAUCUACAGAGACUGCCACACAUGCGGAGGUUUGUGGAGGAAAAGUAUUCUUGCUGAUCAAGCACAAUUUCUUGACCACUCUCUUCGUCCCCUGAUAAGAGCACGUCCAUCCUGGAAGAAGUGAAGGACUGAAAUGACAGGUGUAAGGUGUUGUUUAUGCGUACACCGAAUCUAAUUGGGCGGUUGCAGUUGAGCGAAAAGGUGGCAAACUGCAACUAUGUACAUGCUCAUUUAGAGACACUAGUUAGACGCCCAUGCGUUGCCAUGGGAUAACAGAAAAGAAUAUAUAGUAAUAUUUGAUUGACGGUUCUCUGUGUGGGUUUUAACCAUGUCGUUAUGUAUAUUCAUCUCUUCUUA
This is a messenger RNA of Triticum dicoccoides, 1764 nucleotides long. RefSeq lists its product as uncharacterized. Lineage: Eukaryota; Viridiplantae; Streptophyta; Magnoliopsida; Poales; Poaceae. The coding region runs from base 451 to 1464 and encodes 337 amino acids. The transcript is spliced from 6 exons. The record is from RefSeq and is a predicted model, not a curated record.